Tigriopus californicus is the source of this 3178-nucleotide messenger RNA. RefSeq lists its product as uncharacterized. The transcript has 13 exons. The coding region runs from base 93 to 3050 and encodes 985 amino acids. Gene Ontology annotation, molecular function: protein binding. The record is from RefSeq and is a predicted model, not a curated record. NCBI's taxonomy places the organism in Eukaryota, Metazoa, Arthropoda, Copepoda, Harpacticoida, Harpacticidae.
ACAAAACCGCACAACACACGCAGACCAACAGCGAAACGUGCGACUGCUCUCGCGAAAGGACAAAAGUGAACGAUUUGGAGUUAGCCGAGAAAAUGAGAGUUCUAUUCAACAUCGCUUUUCUUGCGUUCUUCAUCAUUCAAAUCGAACUAAACUUAUCUACCUUUCAAAGACAAAUCUUCAGAGAGGAAAAAUGGCCACAAACCGUCUACAAAGAAUUGUCUUUCAAAGUGGAUUCAAAAUUGGAAUGUGCAGCUCUUUGCGAAGUCGAAUCAAAAUCAUGUGUUGGGAUCAUUUGGAUCGAUUCCGUUUGCUAUCUGACCGAUCCAAUGUCUCAGUUUUCUGAGAUUUCAUCACCUCAGACGAAAGAUCAAUCCAUGUACAUCAACCAAGAAAUAAUUUCAUCAAUAUUGAGCGUGUUCUUGCACCUCAUUGAUCCGAUCGUCAAUCAUUGGAUGGCAAGAGUUUAUGCAUCUAUUCCAACUACCUCAAUGUUUGAUUGCAAUGUCGAAUGCGCAACUGACUUCAAUUGCCAACUUUAUGUUAAAGAAGGCAGUUUGUGUCACUUAGGGAACGGAACGUUCUUCAACAGCUCAAUACAAAUUAAAGAAAUUCCCACUGAAGGCGUGUACGUGGACACAGGAUUCACCAUUGAGGCGGGUCCUAUGGUAUUUUUGAACGACUCUAGUUCAACUUGGAUGCAUCACAUUUACUAUUCAAGUAUUUGUGAUCUCAGGGAACGUUGUGAGCUUUGGUGUUUCCUAGAAAGAUCACCCUGCCAAUUUAUGGUCUACACCGGAUCAAUUUGUUACUUGGGAUCAACAGAACAAGAGAGUCAAAUGGUUAAUAAUUCUUCGAUGGCACCAACACAAAAAGUAUGGUUGACUAAAAAGGGAAUUGAAAAUACGAACUACGAGAUUGCGUUUGAAAGGAACAUUUACAGUACCAAUUAUGCUCCGUUUAUCAUCAAAUCAUACAAUGCUGAUGAUUUCCUGCAAAGUUGUGAUUUUUUUUGCGCUUUUCAAACGGAACCCGCUUGCCAUUUCUUCUUCUUAACUGGUGGCAUUUGUUAUCUGGGCAACAUGGAUGGGACACACCCAAGCAUUGAAAAUUCCGCAAGCCUUGAAACGAUUCAUAUACAUCUUCCUGUUUCGAAUGCGUCUUUAUUGGAAUUCUAUUCAAUUCCAAUGCAUCACCAUACUUGGAGGAUCAGAAUGCAUACUCAAAUUAUAACAAACUCAACUAUUGGCGCUUGUGCACUUCGUUGCCUCAUCAUGGACCUCCAGAAGGAAUGUUCAUUAUUCGUUUACGACGAGUCUAUUUGCUACCUGGGAGCGACAAGUCAUUAUGAAUAUGCUCAAACGAUCGAUGACAUAUUCAACGUUUACAUUGCUAAAUCUCUAGCCUUAUACUUGCAAAGAUACUUCAAAUCCAGGCUAACCUCUGAUUGGGCUAGUCAGAUGUACAAGAAAGUCGUACUCUACUAUCCAACACCCCAAAAUGCCGAUGAAUGCCUCCUGAGAUGCCAUUUCGAUGACGGGCCUUGCCAUUCUUUUGUGGUUCACGAGAAUGAAUGUUAUCUGGGGGAUCCAUUUGUCAACUCGAGUUUGUUUUUUGGAACAGAGAACGCGCUGAUAAUGGAAAAAAAUACUCAGCUAUAUCUCAGUCACGGUGGGAGUAAAGGAGACGGGGAUGAAAAAACAUCUUCCAUUUUUGAAGGCUGUAAUGGGCAAUGUAAUCAUAGUUUACUUGAUCUACCUUAUCCAUUGCGUGCCAUGGGAUAUGCGUAUGGGGAGGAUUCAAUUUUCGUUUGUGGAGGCACUUCUGACGUUAAUGGUGGAGAACAAGAUAAAUGUUAUCAAUGGCGAUUCAAAGUUUUUCCAAGGGCGUGGAUCCCACUUCCCGCCAUGAUGAAUAAUCAGAUGAUGUUUCCAAUGUUGUAUCACCAAGGGAAAUUGUAUGCGGCAGGAGGCCGCAGUAGUGGAUCAACCAUAGGAAAUAUGCGUUUUCUUGAUUUGAAUUCAACAUCGUGGACCAAUGGAGGAGCGUAUGAGUACACAGGAUUUUACGCACAUUGUGGAAUUUUGUAUCAAGAUCGCAUUUAUACAUUUGGUGGCUCUAGAAACUCCCUCCUCUUCUCAUCUGCCGUGCAGGUAUAUGAUAUAGCGGCGGAUUCGUGGAGCUAUACUAAUUUUAGAUUGCCACAAGGGUUACGACAUAUGGCCUGUGGUCUUAUACCAGGAAAUGGAGGCUUGGUUCCUGACUUAUUUCUUAUUGCGGGCGGAGAAAGUGAUCUGGGCGAGUAUUCCAAUAAGGUGUACUCCGUCGAUCCAAACUCAGAUGUAGAGAUGAAGGAAAUUCUGGAGCUGUCCAUGACUGUAUCUCACUUUGGGUCACAGAAUAGCUUUGCUGUGUUGAACGUAUAUGACGUUUUUCUUGCAAUCGGUUUUGGAAAUGGGGCACAUAAAACUGACACUGUGCUUAAAUGGAACCACUGGACCCCAAGCUUGGACAGUUAUUCCAUUAAACUACCUGGUUUUAAACAACCGGGAAAUGUCAUGAUCCCUCUCCGUAAUAUACCCAUUUGCACAAAUCUAUCUCAAAUGUGGAAACCCAUCGUGAACCAUGUCAAACCGGCAAGGUUUCCUGUUGGAGGUUGGAAUGAAAAAAUUGAAGACAAUGGCCGUUUUUCGACCAGCCAAUUUCAAUUAAUCGAGCAGAAUAGGUGUGAUGGGAAAUAUCAUUUCCGUUUGACAUAUCCAGAGCUUGGAACAUACAAUGAGUGGUACCAGACCAAUGAUCCAUCCAAUUCAUCACACAUAGUGGUCACUGGUUUCCAGGGUCUAGCUCUGGGAAUGCCCAAUGGUUUUUAUGGAUUAUUGUUUAACAACGUUGAUGCAUUGGCCAUGGGUGACUCCAAUACGAGCGACCCACAAUGGUUUUCAGUGGCUAGGAUCAAGCCUGACACCGUCAGUGGUGAAAUUCCAGGACCGCCAAACACUUUUGUCUCUGAAGUGCAACUUUUCAUAAGGGAUGAUUGUGCAGCAACGUGACCUUGGUUUAGUUUUACUAAAAAAGAUUAUGUGGGAUUGGAUUGAUGAAGGGAAUUUUUUAGUCUACCGUUUUGUUCCUCAUGAUAAUUUUCUGCUUGAGAAUUGAAAUACACGGGAUGCCACGAGUA